AAUGACGUCACUCUGCGCAUGCCCAGACUAAUUACAUUGAUUGUCCGCGGGGGGUCGUCAAUUUGGGCGGCCAUAUUUUCGGCGCAGGUCGCUCAUUGUUUGCACCGCCGGUGGGAAAAUUUCCGUGCGGAAUCGGACGACUUUUCGUCCAACUAACCGGGAAAGAUGGAGGCAGAAGACGAGGAGAACUUGGCGGAAGAGGGAGUCGGUGAGGAAGAAGGUAUAGAGCGGAGUGUAGAGUUGGAAGAGGCGGCGGUACCAGAAGAAAUUCCGGAGCCGGAUCCACCAGAGAAGAAGAAAAAGAAGUCCUCCAAGAAAAAGAAGCCAGCCAAAGCCAAGAAAAGGAAAAGAGACGAGGAAGAUGAUGGUGACCACUCCAGUGACAGUGAUUUUGCGAUUGAGACAGAAACAGUCCGCAAGCCAAAGGCUAAGAAGAAGUCCUCAGAACCAAAGCAUCAUACCAAACUAAAGACCUUCCUCCCACCCCAGGUGAUGACAGUGCUGGGUGCCAAGUGGCGUGAGUUCUCCUCCUCUGCUGAGUUUAAGGAGGCCACCAAGGCUGGCCAGGCUGCCCCUCCCCCAGCGCCUGCUGCACCGGCACAGGCACCUGUCCUGCUCGCACCGGACGGCCAGCCCAUCAGGAAGAAGGCCAAGACCAAGGAAGGGAAGGGUGUAGCAGCACAGAAGAGGAAGCAACGACGCAGCCAGAGUCCAGCUCAGGCCAAGAAACCUAAGAAAAAAGUGGUGGCUCCGCUCCGCAUCAAGAUCGCCAAGAAGGCUCGCAAGACUUCUUCUUCUGAUGAAGAUGGAGUGAGUGACAGCGAAGACUUUGACGAUGAGAGCCUCCAGAGUAACCAGUCCAUCCGUACGGAGAGUUCCACUGGUCGCUCCAGCGCUCGCAAGGCCAAGAAGAAGAUCAAGAAGUCUUCCAAGGGCCCGAAGAAAGGGAAAAUAAUAAAGCAAGAUGACCAUCAAGAAUACUGUGAAGUAUGCCAGCAAGGAGGAGAGAUCAUCUUGUGUGACACGUGUCCUCGAGCAUACCAUCUCGUGUGUCUGGACCCUGAGUUAGAACAGGCACCGGAGGGGAAAUGGAGCUGUCCCCACUGUGAAGGUGAGGCCAUUACCGUGGAGAUAGAGAUGGAUGAUCCCCCACCCCUCCCUGAGAUACCCGACGGGGAAUGGGUCUGUCCGCGCUGUUCUUGUGAGCCCCUACGAGGAAGAGUAGAGAAGAUUCUCCACUGGCACUGGUUCACUCCUGACCCUGCGCCCGACAUCCCCACACUGGCCGACCUCAACAUGACAUGUGAGGAAGACAGCCAAGAGGCAGAAGCCCUGAAGAAGAAGUAUCAACCGCGCCCCACGCGACAGUUUCUCGUGAAGUGGCGCGGAAUGUCAUACUGGCACUGCGACUGGGUCACCGAGCUCCAGCUCGAGAUCUACCGAUUAACUUACCAGCCCCGCCCCACACGACAGUUUCUCGUGAAGUGGCGCGGGAUGUCGUACUGGCACUGCGACUGGGUCACCGAGCUUCAGCUGGAGAUCUACCACCCCGCCAUGUUCCGCAACUACUUCCGUAAGAACGACAUGGACGAACCACCGCCGCUCGAGGACGGCGGGGAGGAGCCAAACGACUCGACGCAGGAUCCCGACAACGACCUUGAGAAGCGGUUCUACCGCUACGGGAUCCGCCCAGAGUGGCUCACGAUCCAUCGCAUCAUCAACCACAGGAGCCGGUUUGGUGUGGACAGUUUCCUGGUGAAGUGGCGGGACCUACCAUACGACCAGUCCACCUGGGAGACAGAGGAGAUCCCCGUCCCAGACUUCCAACAGCACAUCAAGUCCUACUGGGACCACAGAAAAAACUGGCUGAAGGCUCGGCGAGAGUCGAUCCUUGGCCCAGAACCCAAGGGUAAGAAAGGAGGGAAGGACAAGAAAGAUAAGAAAGGGAAGGCCAAAAAAGGGAAGGAGGCAAAGGAAAAGGAGGGAGCUGAGAAGGACUCUCCUCUCCCUACUAUUGAUCCCUCUAAGAAGUACGACAAGCAGCCUGAGUUCAUUGACGACACAGGAGGAACUCUUCACCCAUAUCAGCUGGAGGGUCUGAACUGGCUGCGCUUCAGCUGGAGUCAGGGGACGGACACCAUCCUUGCUGACGAGAUGGGGCUCGGGAAGACUAUCCAGACCAUCUGCUUUCUUAACUCGCUCUUCCAGGAGGGCCACAGCAAGGGACCGUUUCUGAUCAGCGCUCCCCUCUCCACCAUCAUCAACUGGGAGCGUGAGUUUGAGUUCUGGGCGCCGGACAUGUACGUGGUGACCUACUGCGGAGACAAGGAUAGCCGCAGCGUCAUUCGCGAGCACGAGUUCUGUUUUGAUGACGACGCGGUGAAGGGAGGGAAGAAGGCUCAGAGGAUAAAGAAAGACAGUCAGGUGAAGUUCCACGUGUUGCUGACAUCUUACGAGCUGAUCUCCAUCGACGUGGCAACGCUGCAGUCCAUCGACUGGUCUGUACUGGUCGUGGACGAAGCUCACAGACUCAAGAACAACCAGUCUAAGUUUUUCCGAAUCCUGAACGGCUACAAGAUCGCCUACAAGCUCCUCCUGACGGGAACUCCCCUGCAGAACAACCUGGAGGAGCUCUUCCAUCUCCUCAACUUCUUGUGUUCCGAGAGAUUCAAUAACCUUCAGGAGUUUCUUGAAGAAUUCCAAGACAUGUCGAAGGACGAGAAGAUCUCCAAACUCCACGACAUGCUGGGGCCACAUCUCCUGAGACGUCUCAAGGCCGACGUUCUUAAAGGAAUCCCAGCCAAGAGCGAGUUCAUCGUCCGAGUGGAGCUGGCCCCCAUGCAGAAGAAAUACUACAAGUGGAUUCUGACGCGUAACUUCGAGGCGCUGAACACGAAAGGGAGCGGCCACCACGUCUCACUGCUCAACGUCAUGAUGGACCUGAAAAAGUGCUGCAACCACCCGUACCUGUUCCCAACUGCUGCCAUGGAAGCACCACGCCUUCCCAACCACGCCUACGAAGGAAGCGGCCUGAAGAAGAACUGCGGGAAGCUGAUGGUUCUGGGCAGGAUGUUGAAGAAGCUGCAGGCACAGGGUCAUCGGGUGCUCAUCUUCUCACAGAUGACGAAGAUGCUGGAUAUCCUGGAGGAUUUCUGUGAGGCGGAGGGGUAUAAGUACGAGCGCAUCGACGGCGGGGUCACCGGCACACUGCGCCAGGACGCCAUCGAUAGAUUCAACGCUCCCGGGUCCCCCCAUUUCGUGUUCCUGCUCUCGACCCGUGCCGGAGGCUUGGGAAUUAACCUGGCCACGGCCGACACCGUGUUUAUCUACGACUCUGACUGGAACCCGCACAACGACAUCCAGGCCUUCAGCCGAGCCCAUCGUAUUGGUCAGGCCAACAAGGUGAUGAUCUACCGCUUUGUGACCAGGGCUUCUGUGGAGGAGAGGAUCACACAGGUUGCCAAGAAGAAGAUGAUGUUGACCCAUCUUGUGGUGCGCCCCGGGCUGGGCUCCAAGUCCGCCACCUCCAUGUCCAAACAGGAGCUGGACGACAUCCUGCGAUUCGGAACGGAAGAACUCUUCAAGGACGAUGCUAUUCUGGAAGGAGAGGAUGGAGAGGAAGGUACCGCCAUCCACUACGACGAGUCGGCCAUCAACAAGCUGCUGGACCGCAGUCAGGAGGGGCUGAUCGAGAAGGAGUCUGAGCUCAACGAGUACCUGUCCUCCUUCAAGGUCGCUGCCUACGUCAUGAAGGACCAGAAUGAAGAGGAAGAGAUCGAGAGAGAAGUGAUAAAAGACGAGGUGGAGCAAUGUGACCCAGACUACUGGGAGAAGCUGCUCCGCCAUCACUACGAACAGCAGCAGGAGGACUUGGCCCGCACGCUCGGCAAGGGCAAGCGCAUCCGCAAGCAGGUCAACUACAACGACGCCGCGCAGGAGGAAGAAUCCGCGUGGCAGGGCGACCUGUCGGACUACCAGUCGGACUAUUCCAUUGGGUCAGAAGAGGGGACGGACGACGAGGACUUUGAGGACAAAUCGGAAGCACGUCGAGUGGGAAAGCGAAACUAUCCGACCAAGGAGUCCGACAAGCUGCCCCCUCUACUGGCCAGGGUUGGAGGUCAAAUCGAGGUUCUCGGGUUCAAUGCCCGCCAGCGUAAGGCCUUCCUGAACGCUGUGAUGCACUGGGAGGGGGAGGUAUGUGACCGUGUGUGUGUGUGUGUGUGGCUGUUCAGGGAUCUGCGUGGCAAGUCUGAGAAGAACUUCAGAGCGUACGUGUCCCUGUUCAUGCGGCAUCUGUGCGAGCCUGGCGCAGACAACGCCGAGACGUUUGCCGACGGCGUGCCGAGGGAGGGACUGUCCCGCCAGCACGUGCUGACCCGCAUCGGGGUCAUGAGCCUUAUUAGGAAGAAGACGAAGGAAUUUGAGCACAUCAACGGGAAGUACAGCAUGCCGGAGCUGUUCACCAAUAACGAGGCGCUGGCGGCCAUCAUCCCGUCCCUGGCGGGAGCCUCUGCUACGCCCAGCGCCGUCAGCACACCGGGAGAGGCCACGCCGAAGUCUCAGCCGGGCUCCGAGGAACCUUCUCGUGCUGCAACUCCACAGGUUGAGUCUUCCGACACCAAAGACGCGAAGCCUCCAGCAGCAGAGGAACCAGCAAAAGAAGAGGAGACCAGCAAAGAGAAAACGGAAGAAACGACGACUGAGAAAAAAGAGGGAGAGACGGAAGAAAAGAAAGAGGAAAAGACGGAAGCUGAGGCCACGCCUAGCGACGAGAAGCCUGCUGCAGCUGAAGAGGUGAAACCUGCAGAGGAGAAAGAACCAGAAAAACAAGAAAAGGAGGAGCCGUCCACAUCUGAAGUGAAGCCUGAGGAGAAGUCAGAGCCGAUGGAGACAGACGCAGACUCCACCACUAAGGAGGACAAACCAGAGGCUGAGAAGGAGGAAAGUAAGGAUGCAAAGGAGGAAAGCAAAGAAGAGGCAGUUGCCAUGGAGACAGAUGAGAAGAAGGAGGCAGCUGAAGGGGAGGAGAAGAAGGAAGAAACUAAGGAGGAAGAGAAGGAGAAGGAGACUUCUGAGAAGAAAGAAGUCCCAGCCGACUCCACCGAGGAGCCGGAGAAGAAGCCGAAGUCUGCCGAACCCUCGGAGAAACCAAAAGAAGAGGAAGACAAGGAGAAGGAGGAGAAGCGCGGCUUCAAGUUCAACAUCGCUGACGGCGGGUUCACGGAGCUCCACACACUGUGGCAGAACGAGCAGCGCGCGCUCCAGCCCAGUCGAGAGAACGCCAUCUGGCACCGCAAGCACGAUUACUGGCUGCUGGCAGGCAUCGUUCGCCAUGGUUACGGGCGCUGGCAGGACAUCCAGAACGACAUCUCCUACGCCAUCAUCAACGAACCCUUCAAGGGCGACAUGGGCAAGGGCAACUACCUGGAGAUCAAGAACAAGUUCCUGGCACGCCGCUUCAAGCUGCUUGAGCAGGCCCUGGUGAUCGAGGAGCAGUUGAGAAGGGCUGCCUACCUGAACCUGACCCAGGACCCCAACCACCCCUCCAUGGCCCUCAACACACGGUUUGCUGAGGUGGAAUGCCUGGCAGAGAGCCACCAGCACCUGUCCAAGGAGUCGCUAGCGGGCAACAAGCCAGCCAACGCCGUGCUGCACAAAGUGUUGAACCAGUUGGAAGAGCUGUUGAGUGACAUGAAGGCGGAUGUAAGCCGGCUCCCAGCCACCCUGUCCCGGGUGCCGCCGGUCGCAGCCCGGCUGCAGAUGUCUGAGAGAAGCAUCCUGAGCCGCCUGGCGACCAGGACCGACCAACAGGGCCAGGCUACGCAGGGCGGGCUAUACAACCCAGCCUCUCAGAACCCCUACGCCAACUACCACACGCAGGGCUUCGGACCAUUCGCAACCACCCUCAACCAGUACCGGCCCCAGCAGCAGCAGUUCAGCUUCAGCCAGAUGCCCACUCACACCCCUUCAGUGCAGCAGUUCCCGAGCGGUAUCCAGGUCCCAGCGUCCGGCCCACGGCCGGGCCAGCAGCACCUGACCAUGAACCGGUCCCAGCCGACCAGCUCUCCGCUGGGCUCCCAGCCGGCCUCGACCUCGGGUAACUACUACAGCACCAUGCUGAACAACGCCUCCAGCGCCAUCUCCAACCCCAUCGGGCUCGGAGGGUCGGAGCUGGGCUACGGGCCGCCCCCGCCUCCGCACCUAUCCCAGAAUUCCCUAUCCGGGUUGUUCGGGAGCCGCCCCUCCGCCAUGGGUCUGCUCGGCGACCCCAGUUUCGUUCACGGGGCGUUGGGAGAGUCGUCGGGGGCAACGGGCGCCGCGGCAACGGUCGUUCCAGAUACGUCGAAACCUGACACAUCAAAGGGAGGCAGCGAGAAGGGAACCAAAGGGGAGGUCAUUUGCAUAGACGAUUGAACCAAGCGCGCGAAUGACCCAUCCUGGGGCCCCCUACACAUCGGCCGAUCUAAGGACAUCCUUCUGAACGCAUCACCACUCACCAAAAAUUCGAGACACAAAUAAAGAUAAGAUACACACGUGACGAAUAAAGGAAUUUCUGGGAUAGAUUAAGAAAUGAAGAAAGCUCAAGGUGUUCAAAUCUGGUUGAAUCUGUAAAGGCUGUCUUCAGAAUUCACAACUCACCAAAAAUUCGAGACACAAGUAAAGAUAAUGACGUGACAAAAUUAAGGACUUUCUGGGUUACAGCUGAAGAAAGCUCAUGUCACAUCUGGAAAGGGUUUCUUCAGAUUUCAUUCACAACUCACCAAAAAUAUGACACACAAGUAAAAAGGGCACAAACGUUCAGACUUUGACAUUUUCUUUGGUAGGGACGAAGAUAGCUCGAAUAGAUGUUCAAAUCUUUCAAGUCUGUCUUCAGAACACAUCACAACACACCAGAAACCGCUUCAAUUCAUGUAGGAAACUGAAGAAGAAAAAGUGUUCAAACUUUAAAAAUUCUUGGGCAGGUGUAAAGAAAGCCCAAGUAGAUGUUGAAUGGUAUGAUGUAACCGUAGCUUGUGUAAUACAUGACUGUGCAAGGUGGUGUAAAUAAGUGCAUCACCCUCUUUUGUACCUGUAACAUUGGAGUUGUAACUGUAGUAUGUUUAACGCGGUGAUGAUGUAAUGUUGUAUACUACAACUUCGAGUCUAACUCGACAACGGUAACACAGACUUAAACCUCUUCGACGAAUUCUGCAACCUUCUCGGCAUGCAAUGUUGGAUCCGCCUCCGAGGCGUGGCCAAAAACGCUGCUCAAAGAAGGGAUUUGAGAAUUGCCAAUGUUUUGGUCAACGUGCCAUGAGACGUUCUGCGCAUGACUGUGUCUUAUCAGCUUCUUAGAUGUCACUAGAUGUAAGACAAACUGUAUCACUUUCUAUAUAAGUUUACUAUAACCCCUAAGUUCAGAAAAUGUGGUUAGUUACUUACUAAAAAGAGUCUAAGACAAUAGGUGGACAAGUGUGAUAAAAGAUGUUAAGGAGACUUUGUAACGUGAAUUGGUAGAGUUCAUCUGUAAUAAUAUUCUUGUAGAGUAACGUUACGUUUUGCUUGUAACCUUGUUGUUGCAGUUGUCAACAUUCCAUUGGAAGUUGCUUCACUGUUUCGCAAUGUAAGUCAUGAAAUGAUGGUUUUAUUAAAACCAGAAAAAAAACA
Branchiostoma floridae (Florida lancelet) is the source of this 7647-nucleotide messenger RNA. RefSeq names its product chromodomain-helicase-DNA-binding protein 4-like. Gene Ontology annotation, biological process: negative regulation of transcription by RNA polymerase II; nucleosome assembly. Gene Ontology annotation, molecular function: structural constituent of chromatin; chromatin binding; histone binding. Lineage: Eukaryota; Metazoa; Chordata; Leptocardii; Amphioxiformes; Branchiostomatidae. The record is from RefSeq and is a predicted model, not a curated record. The transcript is spliced from 47 exons. Gene Ontology annotation, cellular component: nucleus; nucleosome; chromatin. The coding region runs from base 166 to 6414 and encodes 2082 amino acids.